This is a messenger RNA of Camelina sativa (false flax), 871 nucleotides long. RefSeq lists its product as uncharacterized. The record is from RefSeq and is a predicted model, not a curated record. Lineage: Eukaryota; Viridiplantae; Streptophyta; Magnoliopsida; Brassicales; Brassicaceae.
AGAAUCAGUGUAAUUAGUCCAAAACUGAAAAAACAAAAAAAGGAGAGGAAUGAGAAUGAAGAUCGACACAGACAGCAUAGUUGUGCCAUUAAGUUUGUUGAUAGCAGUGGGAUACCAUGUCUUUCUGUGGAGCACCUUCAAGCACAACCCUUCUCGUACUUCCCUUGGCAUUGAUUCCUCCAAACGCAAAGCUUGGUUCCGUGACAUCAAAGAGGGUGAUGAUAAGACUGGAAUGUUGGCUGUACAAAGCUUGAGGAACAAAAAAAUGGUGACAAUUCUCACCGCUUCCAUCGCCAUACUUAUCUUCCUUUCUCUAGCCGCGGUAACUAACAACGCGUUUAAAGCGAGUCAUCUCAUCACCGCGGCCGAUGACAUCUUCUUCGGCUCACAAAACGCUAAAAUCUUCGUCCUAAAAUAUGCCUCUGCCUCGUUGCUUCUUGCGGCGAGCUUCUUCUUUAGCUCAAUUGCUCUGAGUUAUUUUAUGGAUGCAAUUUUCCUAAUCAACGCGAUUGCUAAGAAGACUGAAGGAGACUGCGACUGCGGUUUUGAUAUCACGGGGACAACGUCGUUUAGGGAGUAUACAAGAUUGGUGCUGGAGAGAGGGUUUUUAAUGGCUAUGGUUGGGAACAGAGUUAUGUGCGUUUCUGUACCGUUGUUGCUUUGGAUGUUUGGACCGUUACCGGUGCUUGCGUCUUCGUUAGGCCUUGUUUGGGUAUUGUAUCAGUUUGAUUUUUCAGCGAACGCUAAAAUUUCUGUUUGUAAACCAUAGAGUACAUUGAAAAUUUGGUUGUAUUGUAGUCCAGAGUGGUUUAGUAUCACCCGGUUAACCCGAUUUAAACCAAAAAAUAAACUAUUUGACAUUUUGGGCCUA